Messenger RNA from Prunus armeniaca (apricot), 1395 nucleotides. Lineage: Eukaryota; Viridiplantae; Streptophyta; Magnoliopsida; Rosales; Rosaceae. The record is from the annotation of a GenBank genome assembly.
AUGUGCUUGCUGAAGGUGGCGAACCAGAGGAGCUCAGGCGGUCAAUACGACAGGUUCGAAUCUUCAAACGACGACGACCAUGGCGAAGAAGCCUACACAUACGAAGAACAGCCACAAGCUGCUGCUGGAAAUAUUGAUCAUGAAUCAAUGAACCAAUUACCUCACCAGAACGUUUCGCCGACAAUGUUUUUGGGGUACAGUCGGCCAACGGAGAUGUCGGCAAUGGUAUCUGCUUUAACUCAUGUCGUUUCUGGACAGAGAGGCAGUGACAGCUGGGGACAUAUUGGAGGCGGUGGAGUUACGUCUAGUUUUGGCCAACUUUAUUCUUCUUCUUCUUGUGCUUCUCCUUCUGCUUCUCCUUUGUCAGCUUUUUCAUCUACUUCUGGUCCCUCUCCCUCUGGUUCUCAUAAUUGGGUUGGCCAAAAACGAGGGCGUGAAGAAGAUUUAGCUGCUGCUGCUGCUGCUGCUCAGGCCCAAUUCAUGGAAUCUGCUAACAGAGUUUACAGAGGAAGCUAUGGUGAUUUCAGAGCAACAACACAAGCUGAGUCUUCAUCUGGUGCAACAGUGACAGAAGAAGCUACGAAUGCUGUCACCACCACGACCACUGCCUCCGCCGCCACUGCAGCUUCUGCCGUACCAUCCGCACCAUCAAGUUCAGAAACUGUUUCAUUUGAAGAACCCGGAGAGAGGAGGAGGAGAUACAGGGGAGUGAGACAACGGCCAUGGGGCAAAUGGGCAGCUGAGAUACGUGAUCCACACAAGGCUGCAAGAGUCUGGCUUGGCACAUUCGACACGGCGGAGGCCGCCGCUCGAGCCUACGAUGAAGCUGCUUUAAGAUUCAGAGGAAACAGAGCCAAACUCAACUUCCCGGAAAAUGUCAGGCUUGUACAUCCCCAGCCACAGCCACCAAAUCUCCAAAACUUCAAUUCAGAUUCUGCGCCAACCCAUUUAGCUCCAAUCUUAUCUGCUCAGCCAUUGCAGCCACCACCACAACCCCCACAACAACUUUACCAGCCCCAACCCUUUCAUGGCUCCUCUGACUUUCUCAGAGACUACUUUGACUACUCUCAGUUGCUUCAGAGCUCCACUGACUUCCAUGCACAGCAGCAGCAACAACAACAACAGCCUACAAAUUUGCUGCAGCAAAUGUACUACAAUUCCCAACUGGCUUCACUUCAAUCUUCCUUGUUAAAUCCACCAUCAUCCUCCAGUUCCUCUUCUACAUUGCCAUCCUCUGCUUCUGCCUCUGCUUCAUUUCCUCUGUUCUUCUCUGAUCAGAAUCAGCAACUUAGUUUCUUCCGUCCACCGCGAAAUCAGAUUAAUCCUGGUGGUUCUUCUGAUUUCCCAGCACCAUCUUGGUCACAGUCCGGCAACAACCCAUCCUCUUCCGGUUAA